Molecule: messenger RNA, 4564 nt
Organism: Closterium sp. NIES-67
Lineage: Eukaryota; Viridiplantae; Streptophyta; Zygnematophyceae; Desmidiales; Closteriaceae
Source: the annotation of a GenBank genome assembly
GUACGGAUUGGGCUCGCGUCAUCCAACUUCAGUGAGCUGCCAUGCUGCAAUCGAUGACGAGAGGCCUGCAUGCUACAGUAGGUCAUCAUCCUCUUCCAGCUGUUAGCUUGUGUUGAAUUUCUCCAAGCCUCCGACUUUAGGGCGUGCAGCUGGCGUCGCUAGGAGGCAUCAAUGUUUAAGCCUUUUCGUCAUCUAUCAGAACGCGACGUUAGAUAAGCCAUGUGGAUUGCGCCUGGACUCUAUUUCCUUCGACCGUCGAAGUACAUUCCCUAGACUACUUCACCAGCGCUAACGACAGCCAUGGGUCAGCAGCAAUCUACAUCCCGCCGGCAUCCACUCACGUCGCGCCAGUUGGCGGAAUCGGGGAACAAUGUGUCCAAGGCGGUGCGGCAGCUCGUGCCGCACGGAGCAGCGACCGUCGACAUCCACCCAGACUCCCUACUUGAAAGCCCCAGAUCGUCCGCAGCCGUUGGCGCGGAUGAGCAUUUUUCCGCGAGCGGCAGGUUGGUCGGGGGGGAGAAGGCGGGCGGGGAGGAGAGCGCGCGCGGAAUGUCGGUGCUGGAGGCGGUGGAGGGGCUGUCGGAGGCGGAGCUGCUCGAGUUCCGCGACUGGAUGACCACCGCGUGGCGUAACAAUGUGCGCCAAGUGCGGCAACGAGCGCCAGGACUGGACCAGGCGGCACCGCCUGAGAGCCGUCUUCGAAGCCCUAGGGAUGCACGAGCCAUCCGCUGCGCCCGCCGCGCCGAUACCGCCUGCCCCGUCCUUGUCUUUCCCCGCGCCUCCUGCUCCACCCAGCCCUCCGCUUUCCCCCACCCACCCCGCACCGCCGCCAAUCCCCCCCGGCGCCCCCCCGCGGUCAGUAGCCGCCAGUCUCCCGCCACUGCCUCUGCCCUCCCGCCCCUUUCCCCCACGUUCGGCACGAACCUGGACGCUCGUGCGCGCUCGUUCGGCACCGCAGAGGCCCUCUCAAAGGCGUCCGCCAGCCCCUCGGGCGCACUCUCGCGCGCAGGCGAGGUGGCUUCUGCGGACCAGGCAGUGCCCGGUGGCGGGCUGGCGGGAUACGCAGGGGAGGGCGCGGGCGGGGGAGCGGGGAUGGCAGCAGCGGAGGCAGCGGAGCCGCGGACGGGGUACAAGCUGUGGGGGCGCAAGGGCAGCAGCAGCCGGAGCACAGACGCGCUCUCUCUCGCUUCCGUCUCUGCCGCUGCAGCAGCCAGCGGAGGGAGCAGUGGCGCUGCUGGCGGAUCCAGUGGGUCGGGCGGGGCGGGCAUGCGGCCGCAGCCGCUGCGCCGCACUGUGACCGCCACGGCCGCCAUGACCUCCUCGCUGCUCUCCGCCGCCGCCGCUGCCUUCGCCUCCCCCGCGCUCGAUCUCCACCCACUGCAGUCCUCCUCCGCCGGCUCCAUUCCGCUCCCCCCCCCCUCCCGCUCCCGCCCGGCAAUGACCGACCCUGCCAUGUCAGCAGACAAUGCAGCGUCUGUCCAGUCCUCCCGCUCGCCUGUUCUUGGUCCGGAGAAGCCAGGCUCGGGGCCGCUCAAAGCUACGUGGUCUGGUUCGGCAGGCGAGGCUGGGGAUGUCCGCCCGCCCUCGAGCGCCCAGCGGUUUGCGCUGGGCUUUUCCAUCCCGCGCACCCACUCCGCCUCCCGCGCCCCCGCCCCCAGCGGCCCCUCUUCCACUCCGCCUCUCCCCGCAUCCGCGUCAUCAACCCUCUCGUCCACGUCAGCAGCUGGCGGAACCGGCCUGCACAGGGGCCUGUCCGGGAGGCUGAGGGGGGCGCUGGGCGGGCUUGGGGGGCUGAGGCGCGCGCGGUCAGAUGCAGCGCAGCUGGCGGAGAUGAUGGCAGUGGGGGCGGACCUGGUCGGGGGGAACGGGGAGGGGGGCGCUGAGGGCGGAGGUUCAGGCGGGGGACUGGGGGAGAUUGAGCUGCUGGCGGCGACCAGGGAGGAGGGGGAAGGGGAAGGGGGGAAGGUUGGCGCAGAGGGCGACAAGGGGGAGAGUGGGUUAGGGGGAAGGAGGCGGAGAGGGCGGAAGAAGGGCCUGGCGCAGGUGGGGCGGAGUGUGAGUCAUCAUGCGGGGGAGCAGAGCCCGUUCGGGGGUGGGCCAGGCGAGUAUAGGGGCGAGGGGGGACGAAGUGCGCACAGCAGCAGCAGUAGCCAGCAGAGCCCGCACGGCUCUGCUGGGGCGAGUGCGGGCGGAGGGGCGUCUGGUUGCCCUGUGGCGGCGUCGGGCUGCCCCAUGGGCAUGGGGUCAGCAGGUGCGGGAGCAGCACGUGACAGCCACAGCAGCCGCUCCAUGCCACGAUCGCGCAGCUACGAGGCCGUGGGCCAAGCCGGCGCCGAGGCCGUGCGAGCGGGGGGCGGCGGCUGGGCGGGGCAGGGGGGCGAGAAGGGGGAGUGGAGCAAGGCGAGUCCGGUGAGGGGUGGUGGUGGUGGGGAGGCGGGCAGGGAGGAGGCGGAUGGAAGAGAGGCGGGCAGGGGGGCAGCGUCGAUGGAGCGCAAGAUGCUGAGCGCCAUCACCACAGCGCAGAUGCUGCUGCAGUCCGACCAGUCGGUGGGCGCGGUGAGGCUGUUCGACCACCUGCUGGCGGCGCUGCUGGACAUCACCGGCUCGCAGUUCGGCCUCAUCGGCUCCCUGCUCUUCCAGGCCAACGGCUCGCCCUACCUCAAGUCGCACGCAGCGUCCAACAUCGCGUGGACGGACGAGCUGCGGGCGUGGUACCGCGACAACUCGCACCGCGGGCUGGUGUUCACCAACACCACAAACCUGCUGGGCGCCACGCUGCUCUCCGCCGCGCCCGUCAUCUCUAACCACCCCGCCCACGACGCCCGCUCGGGCGGCGUGCCCCCGGGCCACCCCCCGCUCUCCGCCUUCCUUGGCGUCCCCCUCGCCAUCGGCUCUGAGAUGAUCGGCAUGUAUGCCUUGGCGAACCGCCUGGGCGGCUACAGCACGGCGCUGCUGCAGGCGAUGGAACCGCUGACGGCCAGCGCAGCCGUGAUGCUGCACACCGUGCAGGACAGGAAGCGCAAGCGCGAGGCGGAGCUGCGCCUGCUGUCCCUCGUUCAGGUGGCGAAGGACGGGCUGAUGACAGUGGCGCGGGACGGGCGCGUGACGUCGAUGAACCGCGCGGUGUGCGGCAUGUUCGGCAUGGACGAGCAGCACGGCCACCCGGACGCCAUGGCCGCGCUGCACGUCAAGGCCUUCAUCCACUCCAUCGAGGGCUCGCCGCACUACCUCACCCUCGGGCUGGAGUCGUUUGUGGGGCACAUGCGCAGGGCCACAGGCAUCCGGUCCGACGGGUCGCGAGUCAAGCUCCGGCUCUCCGUGCAGCCACAGCAGCCGCAGCAGCAGCAGCAGCAGCAGCAGCCAGGAGCACAGGCGAUCCAGGCAGAGCAGCAGCAGCUGCAGCUGCAGCAGCAGCAGCAGCAGCAGCAGCAGGAGUUUGUGAUUGUGGUUCGGGAACAAACAGAGUCCCGCACUGCGCCUUCCUGGGACCUUCCUCCGCCAAGCAGAGGAUCUGUAACGGGCCAGUCUUUGGCGCCUGCAGCGUCGAUGUUCCAGAUGCUCCCCCUCCCCCUCCCCCACCCCCACUCCUCCACCACCCCAUCCCUGCUUUCGCCUCGAGCACCACCAGCACCAUCAUCGUCACAGUCGCUAGCACCAUCAUCAUCACAGUCACUAGCACCAUCAUCAUCACAAUCACUCGCACCAUCGUCAUCACAAUCACUCGCACCAUCAUCAUCACAAUCACUCGCACCAUCAUCAUCACAAUCACUCGCACCAUCAUCAUCACAAUCACUCGCACCAUCGUCAUCGCCAUUGUCAGCACCACCAUCAGCACCAGCAGCAGCAGCAUUGGCAAUACGAUCACCAUCACCACCGCCACCACCACCACCGCCACCAGCUGCAGCUGCAGCAGCACUGUCAGCAGUAUUGCCAGCUUCAAGACCAGCAGCACCAGCAACUCCACCAGGCGCAGGGUUUCUGUCGCCGAUAGGAACGCCCGUGCAGUCGGGAUCCACCAGCAGCAACGUGUCGCAGGGCUCCAGCCGGGAUGGGGGAGGAGCAGGCGCGUGGGGAGGGGCGGGUGGGAUGGCGGACGUGUGGGAGAACAGGCGGCAGCGGGGAGUGGGCGAGCUGGGCAGCAGUCCUCUGGGGGGCCUGCCAGGGCAGCAGCAGCAGCAGCAGGGGUUGCAGCCGGAUUUGCCGGGGCAGUGGCCGGAGGGGCAGUUGCUGUUCCGCAAGUUUGGGGAGGAGGGCAGCAGCACGCGCGGCAGCAGCCGGCGCCGCGCCACGGGGUUGAUGCGGUUCCGGUCACUUGACAGCGCCAAGCAGUCCGCCAACUUCCACAACUAUGUCGCCUCACUCAAAAGCUGAUCUUGCCCCAACCCCAGCUCACCUGUCAUGAAGCGAAUGUGGCUCGGAAUAGGGACACUGUUGCGUGUGUUGUGUGAGUGAUUUUCAGUAGUGUGCAGUGUGCCGUGUGUGUUGAGGCGUGUCUCAUGUGCCUGAUGGCCUUUCUAGAAGGCUGCCGGUGUAGGUUUUUAGGUAGGUAUGCUAUUUUAUUUGU